GGGUGAUGAAUAAAAUCAACUUUGAACAAUAUGUGAAGAAUGUUAGGUGUUACAAAUACCAAACACUUCCGGCACACUUCUUUAUUAAAGCUAGUAAAAGAAAGGAACAACGAAAGAAAAAAAGGUGCUAUAGAUGUGCCAAAGUGCACCGGAAAAAUAGACGAUAUUUCUACAGGCAAUUUAUUGAAAAUAAAAGGGAAGAUGCAAGAGUAGAACUUGAAGAUGACUACGAUAACGGUUGUGAUGAAAGUGAUAUUUCGGAUAACCAGCCAUAUAUAGACGUCUCUCGACAAGGAUUUACUUACAAGAUAAUGGACGGAGGUCAAGAUGUUUUUGAGAAGUAUCGUAUAGGGUUGGCAGGUAUAUAUGAACCUAUGACAAGAAAUAAAAGAGAUACAGUUAGUGAAUUGGAAAAAGGUUUGACCAAUUUAUCACCCUUGAGGCCAUUAACGGAUGAAGUAUUCAUUAUGGUUGGAGAUUCAUUUUCUACUGAUUGUUCUUAUCCUGAUGAUAUGCAGAGUCAAUCUGAUUUUGUUUGGACAACAGAUCGUGAAAAGAUGCUUACGGUCGGCAACGUGUUUAUGAAUGGAUCUAAAAUAAUAAUUGAAAAUGCUCAAACAAGAAAUUUCGGGACGUAUACUUGUUAUAAACACAAUGUCGUUGUAAGAAGUGUCAAACUAAAUGUGGUAGAUGUUCCAAACUUUAAUAUAGUUUUCAUACAACUUUACACACAAACAGUCUCUUCGACUUGUUCAUAUGACGAUUUAAGAGCGAUACAAAGUCUUGGUUUGAUAAUGACACAAUUGUUGUGCGGUAAUUACUGUUCCGUGAGGAUAGACGAACCGGUUUGCUUAAGAGAUCGGGUUGACAACUCAUCUCUGAUGCGUAUAGUUCCCGUAAUAUCGUUUGAUGCGUCAUUUAGUCUAAGCUGCUCUGUAGAGUGUCAAAGAGAUUUAAAAUGUUCUCUAGCUCUGCUUAUUGCUAAAAAUGCUCCAGCAUUAGCAACGAUUCCAGUUAUUAUGCUCCAUAAUGAGGGAUCAUUGUUAGAGGAAAUAAAGACCUGGGAACCGUCUUUCCAACAACAUGAGUACUUUGUUACACAUACGCUAAGGAGGAAAGAUUCAAACGGUCACACCGAGUACCAUACGCUGGCAUCUUAUACGGAGCCUGCGACCGUUCACGUCAUCAUUCUUUGUCCAGCUGGCUUCUUCUUAGUGGCUGCGCAGAAGAUUUGCAGCAUAUGUCCGCCAGACUCUUAUUCAACAGAGGGCACAAACACAUGUAUCCCAUGCGCAAAGGGUUGGACAUCCGACCCAGGGUCUCAAUCCUGCCAUCUAUCAGUACAACGUCUCCGUCGUUCAGCAUGGCAGUGGGAAUCAUUAAUGUUGUUGAUUAUUAUCACAAUACUGAGCUUCUUAACGUGUUAUGGUGUGCUAAGAAUCAUACGUAGUAUUGCAGUAUUUACUAUGACACACGAAAAACUGGAGAGGAAAAGACCUAAGAGAACUGAAGCACAGUAUAGUAAUUUUCGUGAAAUAUCCCCUUCGAGGGUUAUUCUGAAUCAACUGCUUCGAGUAUCAUCCAUUCCACGUGCAACAGAUUUCCAAGAAACCCGUAGAGAAAUUUGGAAAGAGAAAAAGCCGCAUCCUCCAUUACCACCCAUAGAUUUCGAUUUAUAGAAUUAAAAAUUGUUCCUAUCAUUAUACAAUAUUUAAUUUAAAAAUGCUGUAUCACAUGAUUUUGUUGAAAGUUGUAAAAUGAAACUUACUUUAGAUACACGAGUAAAUAUACGGGUAGGUUUUCAGAACUAGGACAAAAUAUAUCGAUAGCGGAUUUAAUCAGGUUAGUUAUCAUUAAUAUGGAUGUCAUUAAAAUAAUCCAUAAUGUUUUGUAGAAUAUAUAUAUUAUGUUUACGAGUGUACGUUAUUUAUGCUUUUAGAUAUAGGGUGUAUGUAAGAGAGUACCGUAGUACUGGUAAAUAUUUGUAAGUGGGUUUUUCUUUGUAAGUCUAUGGUUUAAG
Molecule: messenger RNA, 2020 nt
Organism: Colias croceus (clouded yellow)
Lineage: Eukaryota; Metazoa; Arthropoda; Insecta; Lepidoptera; Pieridae
Exons: 12
Coding region: 6-1679 (557 amino acids)
Source: RefSeq, a predicted model, not a curated record